Messenger RNA from Paramecium tetraurelia, 2106 nucleotides. RefSeq lists its product as uncharacterized. The transcript has 2 exons. Gene Ontology annotation, molecular function: protein binding. Lineage: Eukaryota; Ciliophora; Oligohymenophorea; Peniculida; Parameciidae. The record is from RefSeq and is a predicted model, not a curated record.
AUGCAAUGGGAAUUAUUGCCCAGCGAUGUUAACGAUUAUUCUCCAAGGACUGGACAUACAGUAAUAGCAUACAAAGAGUGCAUUUAUGUGUUUGGGGGAAUUGAUGAGCAAGAUCGAUAGAAUGACAUGUACAAAUAUCAUAAAGGUUGGACAAAACUCAAAUUGUCAGGUGAAAUUCCAUCAGCCAGAUCUGGAUCACUGGGGUGUGUCUAUGAGGAUCUGUUUUAUUUUUUUGGAGGCUAUACUUGGAAACAUGGAGAAUACUUUAAUGAUCUCUUUCGUUUCAAUCCUGCAAACAAUCAAUGGGAAAAAAUAACUCCAAAAACUUAACCACCUCCAGCCAGAGUGGAUCAUUCAUUUACCAUCUAAAAGAAUUUAUGUUUUAUUUUUGGAGGAUCCAAUGGUUAAAAACGAUUUAAUGAUUUGCAUGAACUGAAUCUCUGUACAUUCGAAUGGAGAGCUUUGAGUUAAGUAAGAUAACUGAGUGCUCGUCUCGGACAUACAAUAACCUCAUAUUAAAAUGAGCUCUACCUAUUUGGAGGAUGGGAUGGCAAUAAUACAUUGAAUGAUCUGUGGGUUUAUUCGAACAGUAAUGGCACCUUCCAAAUGGUUAAAUAAUAAAACCCACCUGCUGGAAGAUACCGACAUACAGCCAAUAUUUACAAGGGAUUUCUAUUCAUUUUUGGAGGAGUGGAUUAGAAUCAAGAAAGAUUUAAUGAUUUGUAAAGAUUUGAUUUCCAAACUUCAAUUUGGAGUAGAAUUGUUGUUUAGAAUCCCCCCUCUCCUCGUUCUUUCCAUAAAUGUGUUGUCUUGGGGAAUCACUUGUACUUGGUAGGGGGAUUCGACGGAUAAAGAAGAAAUGAUGUUCAUCGAAUCAACUUGGAUUCAGAGAAUGGCAGAUAGCAAAUUGAAUAAUUUAAAUAGGCUCCGCAUCUAAUGUGGAUCUAAUUGGAUCUUAAAGAUCGAUUCACACCCAGAACUGGACACACUGCUUGUGUACUUUAAAAUAAAAUCUAUCUGUUUGGAGGAGUGGAUCAAUCUGGUAAUAUCAAUAAUGACCUAAAUUGUUUUGAUGGCAAUUCCUGGUCUGUCAUUGUUACUUCAGGCUAAAUACCAUCAGCCAGAUCUGGAGCUAAAAUGGUUGCAGUUGAUGAUCAAUUAAUGUUGUUUGGAGGAUAUGUACAGACAUAAAGCCAAAUUUACUGUAAUGAUUUGUAUCGAUUCAAUGUUAAGAACAAUACUUUUGCUAUGGAAACUUAAUAAGGGGCCAACCCUGCAAAAAGAACUGACCAUUCCUUAGUUGAAUAUUGCAAUGGAAUCUACAUUUUUGGAGGCAAAGGGGAAAAUAAGCAAAUUUUCAACGACAUCUGGAAAUUUAAGGGUUAAUGGAUUGAAUUGGACCAUGAUUAAUAAAUAACUGGAAGAUUUGGUCAUACAGCUGUCUCGUAUUAAAAUUCAAUGUUCAUUUUUGGUGGUUGGGAUGGUACUAGUUGUUUGGAUGAAAUGUACGAAUACUCUUUUGUUACAAACACCUUUUAUGAAAUCAGAAGGUGCAGUGGACAAAAACCCAAGGCCAGAUAUCGACAUGAGGCUUUAGUUUACAAUUAAAACAUGUUUUUAUUUGGCGGAGUUGAUCAUUUAUAGAUUAGAUAUAAUGAUUUACACUAAUAUAAUUUUAAGAAGAGAGAAUGGAUUAAAAUUAAUACAUCUGGAAAUAUCCCUUCAGCUAGGACAUUUCAUAAAUUAGUUAAUUUAGAAAAUCAAUUCUUUCUACUAGGGGGUUAUGAUGGACAAAGAUUAAAUGACAUGUACACUAUCUUUGUUACUAAAACAGAAAAAAUCAAUUUUACUUAUCCUUAAGAGGAUUCAUCAAUUCUCCAAGAUGAAGAAGUUGUCACUCUCAAAGAAUAGGUUAAGGAAUUGACCAACAAAAUCCAAAGGGAAGAAGAAAAGCACCUUUGUAAAAUCUGUUUCAUUAGACAAAUUGAUAGUGUACUAAUGGAAUGCUGCCAUUUCAUUCUUUGCUUUAAUUGCACUGAAAAUCUUAAGAAUUGUCCUAUUUGUAGACAAGUAAUCACGAGAGUAAUUAAAACAAGCAUGUUUUGA